AGAAAGACGAGACCAAACCGGAACCAGCCCAGACACUUCAGCCAUCGUCUUCUGCUCCCCUCCCGGCGACUCCGCACCCGCUCUCUUCUCUAGGGUUUUAACCGGCGAUCUCUGAUCCCCUCCUCUCGCUCCUGCCGUGCCGGCGAGAAAUGGCGGAGGUGGAGGAGGUCGGGAGCAGGAUGGAAGCGCAGCUGCGCCUCCACGCGGGCCCAGCGGCGGGCGAGGAGGACGACGGCGAUCUCCCGCUCCCCGUCCUCUUCGACAGGGCGUCCCACCUCCACGCGCUCGCCUCCAGCUCCUCCCUCGACCAGGAAGGGAUCCGGAAGGGGGUCGACCUGCUGCGGCAGUGCGACGAGAUGGUCAGCAAGCUUGGCCUCUUCUCCUCCAACGAGACCAAGGACGACGUCUCCACCGCCAACCUCAAGUACCUCCUCGUGCCGUACUACCUUGGGGAAAUGACUGAGCAAGUGGAUCGGGAGGACCGGAUUCCAGUCCUCAAGGCAUCACAGGAUCAUUUGAAGGAGUUCAUUUCUAUAUGCGAAGCGUUGGAGCUUAUUCCAGAGGACGAGCUCGAAUUAUCUAGACAAGGGCAGUCGGAAACUGCGGCGAACCGAAGAGCACAAAAGGUUGCCCGGUUCAAGCGGCAAAAGGCUGCAGAAACGAAGCUCCAAGAGAUCAAACAGAGAAAGGAAAAGCGUGGACGAUCAUUGAGAGCGGCGACUUUAUCAGCUCCUAUUGAAGCUGGCGAGGAGGAUGACUUUGAGGAUGGUGGAGAGGAAGAAAGAGAGGCUUGGUUAGCUACUAUCGCAUUGGCUCUCUGUAAGGCUUUUGAUCUUGUGGACAUGUUAAAGAAAGAAGAAGAAAUGCUUCUGGCUGUAAAAGAAAGAAAAGAAAAGGAUGGGAAUGCAUUUGCUCGUGAAAUGCUCGAUGAGCGUACACAAAAGGCUGAAGCUUGGCACCAGAAUGCUGCCAGCCGUGCACCAUAUUCAAAACCAGCCGAUCCCAUUACUUGCGCACAUUUUGCUCAAGAUGUCAUUGAAGGUAGAGCAAGUGUUUCACAAGCUCAUGACCACAAACACCAACCCAUGAUAUUUGGACCUGCAAGUCUUGUUGGUGGGGGACUAACCAGUGAAAGGGAAAGAAUGGCAGCACGAGUUUUUCAGCCUAGUUACAGGAUGCCGACGAUGAGCAUAGAAGAAGCCGGAUUGACUGAAAUGAAAAUUAUGGAGGAAUGGCAAGCAAACACGGCCAAGAUGAUUCAAGAGGCAAGCUCCUCUUGGCACAAGGAUGGCACCAGUUCAGCCCAGGACGACGAGGACGCCGAAGAGGAGAAAGCAAGGGCAUGGGAUGACUGGAAGGAUGAGAACCCUCGUGGCGCAGGCAACAAGAAGCUCACUCCCUGCGGCUAAAUUGUGAGCUCGUACACAGUUGAAAAUACCACAUGAUACUAGCGAUGUUCAUGUAGAAUGUUACAACAUUUGUAUUAUUUCCCCGUCCAAUGUUUGCUGAGUAAUGUCGAAAAUUAUAUGCAUUUUGUGCAAGUGCUUGUGUUAUCAUCCAUUGUCUUGCGGUUGCUGGUGGCAACUAAACCCA
This is a messenger RNA of Brachypodium distachyon (stiff brome), 1593 nucleotides long. RefSeq names its product PP2A regulatory subunit TAP46. The record is from RefSeq and is a predicted model, not a curated record. Gene Ontology annotation, cellular component: cytosol. Gene Ontology annotation, molecular function: protein phosphatase 2A binding. The transcript is spliced from 9 exons. Gene Ontology annotation, biological process: regulation of signal transduction; regulation of dephosphorylation. Lineage: Eukaryota; Viridiplantae; Streptophyta; Magnoliopsida; Poales; Poaceae. Bases 150 to 1409 code for a protein of 419 amino acids.